AUGUUAGCCUGGCUAAAAAAAUGUUCAAACCAACAAGAAGAACAUGAUCCAUUUUAUAAAUCAUUAUUUUAUUGGAGGAAACCAAAUAAAAAAUCUUUUAUCAAAAGUGAAUCACAUAUCGAUAUUCAUUCCAUUAUCAUCCCUACAAAACUCAAAACAUUUUUUCAAAAUGAUAACCCUGAAUAUUAUGAUAACACAACCAAAACCUUAAAACGAGGACAAAUGAUACCAUACCUAUUUUAUAGAUUACAAAAACUCAUAUUCAUAUGCGGAAUUCAGGAAAUUGUUGUAACAUUUCUUGAAAUCUAUGUGCCUACCGUGCCUUCUCAAUCUUACCCUUUGAGAAUAUUCAAUUAUCUUGUAAAUAUCGAUUCAUCUCAACUAUUCAUUUCUUAUUUUUAUGUGCUUUACUCUUAUAUAUAUGCUGGGUUUCUCUAUAUCAAUAUGAGUUGGUUAUAUGAGAUGGUUUUAUUGUGUUGUGCCCUGAUAUUCUGUGGAAUCUUACUUUACGAAGAUAUUAAUAAGGGAAAAAAUGUCAAAAUUAAAAAUGAUGAUCAAUUCUACAAAGGAUUAAUAGCAAUCAAGCGAUGGCUAAUUUCUUUUUUAUUUGAAACUCCUAUGUUAUUUGAUGUUCCUUACCUUUCAUCAAGCCCAAAAGAUUUUUGGAGCAAUAGGUGGCAACAAAUGUACCAUCAAAGUUUCACUGAACUAGCGUAUAAACCCACCUUCAAUUUUAUCUUCACUUCACUUAUUUCUUUAUUCUCUAAUAAUAAUUUUAAUUCUCACCUCUUCAAUUCAACUAAAGUCACAGAAAAGAGUGCUCGUUCAAAUUCUAUUAAAAAUAUAAUAUUUCUUAUAGCACAUUCAUCUGGUGUGUUAGCAGGUUUUUUUUUAAGCGGACUAUUUCACGAAUAUGUGAUUUUUGGUUUAUUUGGUGUUGUUAGCGGCGAACAAAUGGGAUUUUUUUUGUUUCAUGCAGUGGUUAUGAUUAUUUGGGAAGGUAUAGGAAUUUUGUUUGGAAAUAAACGGUUUAAGCGAAAGGUACUUGAUGAUAAAAAGGAUCGGGAAGAAAAGGACGAAAAAGAUCAAAUGACCAAAGAUCGUUCAUUCUAUAUAAAUGUUGGAAUAAGAAUACUACAAUUUAUAGUUUGGAAUUUUAUAUUGAUUUUUUCAACUCCUUGGAUGAUGGAACCUUAUAUUCGUCUUAGACUAUUUAAAUGUAUGCCUCAUUUAUAUUGUCUUAUCUAA
Messenger RNA from Racocetra persica, 1248 nucleotides. NCBI's taxonomy places the organism in Eukaryota, Fungi, Glomeromycota, Glomeromycetes, Diversisporales, Gigasporaceae. The record is from the annotation of a GenBank genome assembly.